GCACGCGAACAGGAAACCUCCCUUCGUAGACGAUAUCAGUGUUGUCCAUCAACCCUGCCACUCUCUUUCAUCUCCCGAGCUCAUUUCAUGUCCGACAAGUCGAAGUAACGGUGCAACGGAUCCACAGUUAAUACAGGGCUGGAGAACAGCUACUCUCUCUUCUUCCACGAUUAGAAGAAGCGUGCAGAGCCGUCUAAUCGGCACGUCCCUUCGUGGUUUGCCCUUUUUGCAUUGGCUGGAACUCGGCGUUGGAGAGUAGAAGCAGUCGCCCAUCGGCUGCUCCUCCUCCUUUUGCGACGCCGGCGAUAAUCCCUAGCAUUUCCCUAGGUUUACGAUCAUGACUUGGAGUGUGGUGAAUGAUGGUGAUGGUAUGCCCAGGGUCAUCUUGACGGAGCCUAAUGGCUCCUCUGCCGAGGUUCUUUUGUAUGGCGGGCAGGUAGUUUCUUGGAAAAAUGAUCGGCGAGAAGAGCUGCUUUUUAUGAGCUCCAAGGCUGUUUUGAAACCACCUAAAGCUAUCAGAGGAGGAAUUCCUAUCUUUUUCCCUCAAUUUGGUUUGGGAUCCCUGGAGCAGCAUGGCUUUGCAAGGAACAGAUUGUGGGCAAUGGAUAGCUGUGCAUCUCCAUUACCUCCUCCCAAGAAUCAUUCUACAAUAGAUCUAGUUUUGAAGUCCCAAGAAGAGGACAUGAAGACAUUGCCAAGCUUUGAGCUACGGCUGCGAAUUAUAUUGAGCCCAGGCAAGCUCACUUUGAUUCCUCGGGUGAGGAAUACUGACAGCAAACAAUUUACAUUCACCCUUGGAUUGCGUAAUUACCUUUCUGUUUCAGACAUCAGUGAAGUCCGAGUUGAGGGAUUGGAGACGCUCGACUAUUUUGAUAAUCUUAUGCAAAGAGAGAGGUUCACUGAACAAGCAGAUGCAAUUACGUUUGAUGGGGAGGUUGACAGAGUUUAUUUAAGCACGCCGGGAAAGAUAGCCAUCAUAGACCAUGAGAAGAAAAGGACCCUUGUUCUGAGAAAGGAAGGCCUGCCUGAUGCUGCCCUUUGGAACCCAUGGGAUAAGAAGUCGAAGGCUCUCCCAGAUUUUGGUGAUGAGGAUUACCAGUUCAUGCUAUGCUUGGAUUCCGCAGCUGUUGAGAAUCCAAUCAACCUCAAACCAUCGGAAGAAUGGAUGGGCCGUCAGGAACUGUCAACCGUGUUGUCGAGCUACUUCAGCGGACAACUUGAUCCUUGCAAAGUUCUUGCGGGACACUAACCGGUCAUCGUAUCUUCCAUUUCGCACCAAGGUUCAUCAGAGUAAGUAUUGUAUAGCUACAGAUGUUCUUACUUUGUUUUUCUGCAUGUGUGGUUGGGCAUCAUUGGACUAUGUUUGAGUUCCGAUUUGUAGAGAACGUUUGAGUUAAUCAUGUGUUAUUCUUUCCCUUUUUUUCUGUAGAAAUUUACAACUGAACUGUGUCUUUUCAAAUGCUAUAUUUUCUGAA
Molecule: messenger RNA, 1475 nt
Organism: Phalaenopsis equestris
Lineage: Eukaryota; Viridiplantae; Streptophyta; Magnoliopsida; Asparagales; Orchidaceae
Product: putative glucose-6-phosphate 1-epimerase
Exons: 8
Coding region: 338-1249 (303 amino acids)
Biological process (GO): carbohydrate metabolic process
Molecular function (GO): isomerase activity; carbohydrate binding
Source: RefSeq, a predicted model, not a curated record